Molecule: messenger RNA, 1385 nt
Organism: Notothenia coriiceps (black rockcod)
Lineage: Eukaryota; Metazoa; Chordata; Actinopteri; Perciformes; Nototheniidae
Exons: 5
Coding region: 260-949 (229 amino acids)
Source: RefSeq, a predicted model, not a curated record
CUGUUAGAGGUAAUAUGAAGGAGAUGCAGGGAUAUUUACAUGUUGUAACACUCUUCCGUUGUUGGUAGAGCAGAGAGAACACAGCAGUCAUGGUCACAGAUAUUAAAAUAAGUCUGUAGGUGAUUUGACUGUGGAAAUAACAGCUGAGCAAUGUUGCUUUUGUUUAGUAUAUUUUCAGUAGGGAAGGAGAUUAGUACAGCUGUAGCUGGAAGAGGGCAAGCAUCGUUUUAAAUUGUGGAGAGAGAAAAAGCCCAACAAGAUGUUGUGGAGCCUGUUGUUCUUCUCUCUGAUUGCUUCCUUCAACACAGAAAGUAUACAACUAAGUGGGACCAAAACAAACCAGUCUUCAUUCUAUGAACACGACGAUGAGAAAUACACUUCUGAAAGAGCUAUUGAUGAGGAUGUAAAGAUAUGUGUUAACACCUUGGACAAGAUGAACAGCUGGUGGAGAAUUGAUAUGAUGGGUGUCUACAGAAUUAGUAGUAUCGAAAUCUUCCACAAAAAGUCUUCUCAUAGUGAUAUAAACGGUGCUGAGAUCUACAUCGGGUACUCUCCUGAGUGCAACAGAACUGCCGACCUCAAGUUUGAAACAAUUGGAAACUUCCAAAUAGAACAUUGGAAUACCUUUAUAGAAUCACCCUUUGUGCUGAUCCAAGAGAGUAAGACUUGGGAAGAAGCUCUGUCUUACUGCAGGGCCGAGAACAUGGACCUUGCUUCCAUCCUUGACGCAAAAACCCAGACCAUGGUUGAGUUGGAGGCCAUGAACGCCACCACUGACUUUGUGUGGCUGGGACUCGGCCACAUCUGCAUCCUUGAUUUCUGGUUCUGGGUCAAUGAUCACUGCUUAACAUUUAAAUACUGGGCCCCAGAAAGUGGGACAGACGUCUGUGACGUGAGUGCUGCCAUGGGAAAAAAAAGGAAGCAUUUUUUGGUACAAAAAGAAAGCUGAACAGCCGUUUAAUUUCAUCUGUGAAAAGUGAGAGAAAUCAUUGUUGUUGUCUCUUCUCUGGUCUUAUUUUAAUUUGGAUUAGGUUUAGUAGUGGCAAUAUUGUGUUCCAACAGAUUAUCCUCCAAUAGGUAGGCUAUGUUACGGUUCAGGCUCAGUGCAGCAGCAUCCCAUAUAAAAGUGAUGGAACAAAGCGGAGGGUAUUUGCACUGAUCAUUUAUACUUUAAGUUGGUUUAAAUGGCAACAGUUGAUUUAAUUUGUGUCACUAUGUAUUUUAGGCCAGAUAUGCAGUGACUUUGUGAAAUUUGCCAAAGUGGUGUCAAUGUAUCCUUCAUUUGUAAUUUAUGAUACUUUAAUAUAUAGUGAUUAAAUGAUAUAUAUAUUUUAAAUCCUAUUAUUGAAAUGAAACUUGGCUUCAUUUGAAUGGUCUGUCCAUAU